GAACACCGGAGGCUGUUCGUGGAUCGUCAUCAGUCCUGCAACGAGAUGUCACACGCAUUGUGUUGUUCACACUAGCAUCUUUCACCUCUUCUGUCUUGUCGAGGAAACAGCACAUUACAGAAGGAGACGCACUUUUCUAUGCGGUUGAAGAUUGCAUCUUUAAAAGGGACCUAAACAACAGUGGAUACGUGGAAAUGGUAAAGUGCAUUCAAAUGUGUCUGGGCUCGCUUGUCUCGUGUUCUAUCCAAGACCGGUUGCAUUAGAUGCUUGCUUAUGACAGACUUUAAUGCACAUCAUCACUAAUGCUUCACCUUGUUGACAACGGCGACGUGCCUAUCCGCAACGAUGCCCUCUUUGUAGCCAACGAACAGUUGGUGUUUUCUCUAUGCUGGCUUCAUUCAUUCAUCUAAACAUUUGGUUGUGUGGAAGAUGACUGACAACUGAAGCACUACCUCAUGAGAAGAUUCCCUUUAAUCAUCUUGAUUUUGGACCGCUACAGGUUUCCUCGCUGACCAUUUGCAUACACAAAAGUGGUGAAUAUAUUUAAAACUUUUUGAUCUUUUCGAGAAGACUUUCAAGGGACUUGGAAAGGAGCGUCCUUUGGUUUUACAACUCUUUCCCCUCUCUCAUUUGAGAAAGAGAAAAUAGGAACUGACUCUCAGGUUGUGGUCACCACGGCAGUAACUGUGGGAGCAGAUCCAAAGACGAUGGUCCACUGUGCGGGCUGCGAAAGGCCUAUAUUGGACAGGUUUCUCCUGAAUGUUCUUGACAGAGCAUGGCACAUAAAGUGCGUACAAUGCUGCGAGUGCAAAUGUAACCUAACGGAGAAAUGCUUUUCUCGAGAAGGAAAACUAUAUUGCAAAAACGACUUCUUCAGGCGAUUUGGAACAAAAUGCGCUGGUUGUGCUCAGGGGAUCUCGCCGAAUGACUUGGUCCGGAGGGCACGGAGCAAAGUGUUUCAUCUGAACUGCUUCACAUGCAUGAUGUGUAACAAGCAGCUAUCCACAGGGGAGGAAUUGUACAUCAUAGACGAAAAUAAAUUUGUCUGUAAAGACGAUUAUUUAAGCAACACCAACGGAAAAGACACAAAUCUUCUUUCAGUCACAGCCUGCAGCGAUCCUAGUUUAUCGCCAGAUUCUCAAGACCAGCAGGACGAUGCCAAGGAUGCGGAAAUCGCUAACCUAUCGGACAAAGAAACGGGUAAUAAUGAAAACGAUGACCAGAAUCUCGGAGGGAAACGAAGAGGACCGCGUACCACUAUUAAAGCAAAGCAACUGGAGACACUAAAAGCUGCAUUCGCAGCGACCCCCAAACCAACGAGACAUAUCAGGGAGCAAUUGGCGCAGGAGACGGGGCUCAACAUGCGAGUUAUUCAGGUUUGGUUUCAGAACCGGCGGUCCAAAGAACGGCGCAUGAAACAGUUGAGCGCACUCGGCGCGAGGAGACACGCGUUCUUUCGGAGUCCGAGAAGAAUGCGAACGCUGGUGGACAGACUCGAACCUGGAGAAUUAAUUCCCAAUGGCCCGUUUUCAUAUUAUGGAGAUUAUCAAAGUGAAUACUACGGUCCAGGAGGAAAUUAUGACUUCUUUCCCCAAGGCCCACCAUCUUCACAGGCCCAGACUCCUGUAGACCUCCCCUUUGUCCCAUCAUCAGGACCCACUGGCACCCCGCUAGGGGGCAUGGACCAUCCUAUCCCUGGCCACCAUCCAUCCAGUGAAGUACAGCGCUUUUCAGAUAUUAUGUCUCACCACCCCGGGGACUCACCCAGUCCAGAGCCAGGGAUACCUGGACCACUGCACAGUAUGUCCUCAGAUGUUUUCGGACCCAGUCCCUCCUUCACAUCUCUCUCUCUCAAUGGCAGCGGAUACAGCAACCACCUCUCUCACCCUUCGUCAGAAAUGAACGAGGCCACAGUCUGGUAGCUUCUGUGAACUGAUAAACAGAGGAGUGAGGAUGGGAACAGGGACACCGGCCACACUUGGUUAUCAUUUUUGUCUUUUUCUUUUUCCAUGUCAUAAAUGUGGUGGGACAGUUCAGAAAGAGCAGCAUGGCCAUUGACAUUUACCUUCUUGAACUUAUUGUGUUGAUGUUCUGUUUCCUUCGGUUUUGUUUUAUCCCUCUGAAUUAAAGUCAGAACUCAAGAAUUGAUACUGAUAAUAUUGACCUAGUCGCUGUUUGAACUCUGCUAUGAGGCUUAGCACAGCAGUGUCCCUCCAGAGGCUCAGUACGUACCACUGGUUAAAUCAUCACUCUUAAAACAGUGAUUGCAACAUGUUAACGGCGUUAGCUACUGUCAAAGACUUGUCAGCUUUACAGAGAAACACCAGAGGCGGCUGAUCUAACGCUAACCUGCAACGUUGACUCCAGGAAAGAUCUAAGCCGUCAGACUAAUUUAUUUAUUUGAAAUCUCCUCAGACCUCCUUGCCUUUUCAAGGCUCUGCCAUACUGACACUUAAACAACCUUUUCAACACUAAAUAUGUUUCUGAAGGCCAGGGAGAAAAACGCUUUCUCUUGUUCUGGACAUCCUCUUUUAUUCCCAAGAAUUCCACCAAAUCCGAAGAAGUUAGCCUUCAAAAGGCAAAUGUUACAAUUCGUGUGAAUGGUGAACCCUUUAUUUAAUGGAAGAUAACUUGAAAUGUUGAUAAAUGAAGUCUACCUUCUAAAAGUAUUUUAACAAGGGUCUGAAAGGGGCAUAGAACAGUCAACUGUUUACGUAAUAUAUUUAAUUCAGGAGUUAAAAGUAUCAACCAUGAUUUAGAACCUCUUGAUCCAGAAAAAAAUGUUUCAAGCAACCAACCAAACUUUUGUAUUAAUUUUAUUUAUAUUGUAUGAUGAAAACAAGUUUGCUGGGGUUGUGGUUCACUGUGCUAGUUUGUACAAAAUGUUGUUUACAAAAAAAUGGAAAAAGGAAAAAAAAACAAGUAGACAGUUGCCAAAUAAAAACAUAGCACAAAUACUGUAAAAGUGCUUUGCACCAUUAUCUGCAGAACGUGUUGAAACAAAGUGUAAGUGUUUAAAAAACAAUAAGAAGUAUUUACUUCUUAAUUUUUUUAGUCUGCUGAGAAAACAUUCAUAAAUUGUUAAUAUAACAUACUUAGACCUACAAGUUUUAUUUUUGUGUCUUUAAAGGAAAAUUCAAACUAUUGAAAUUGAUGGUCAAAUGUGCAGCUAGCAGCUGCUACUUUCUUUAAAUAUCAAAUUCUCAUGGUAUGUCUUUUAUUGUUCUAAUAAACCUAAGCUUACGUGACCUCCAGUGCAUAUUAGACCAUUCACUGUAUAAAUACAACAUGUUGAACAAAUUUGUGAGUUUUUAAUAAAACUAGAAAAUAUGAAAAUUGGAUGAUAGGUGCUUUUCAUUGGACUAGCUGAGAUUUGACUACACGAGUGCGCAACAGGGGCAUUUUUAUAUUUUAAUAUGCUUUUCUUUAGCAUUUAAAGGUU
This is a messenger RNA of Misgurnus anguillicaudatus (oriental weatherfish), 3442 nucleotides long. RefSeq names its product LIM homeobox 1a (gene lhx1a). Gene Ontology annotation, cellular component: nucleus. The record is from RefSeq and is a predicted model, not a curated record. Gene Ontology annotation, molecular function: RNA polymerase II transcription regulatory region sequence-specific DNA binding; DNA-binding transcription factor activity, RNA polymerase II-specific; zinc ion binding. Gene Ontology annotation, biological process: regulation of transcription by RNA polymerase II; neuron differentiation. NCBI's taxonomy places the organism in Eukaryota, Metazoa, Chordata, Actinopteri, Cypriniformes, Cobitidae.